This is a messenger RNA of Saccostrea cuccullata (small rock oyster), 1281 nucleotides long. Its product is annotated as succinyl-CoA:3-ketoacid coenzyme A transferase 1, mitochondrial-like. Gene Ontology annotation, cellular component: mitochondrion. Lineage: Eukaryota; Metazoa; Mollusca; Bivalvia; Ostreida; Ostreidae. Bases 7 to 1239 code for a protein of 410 amino acids. Gene Ontology annotation, molecular function: succinyl-CoA:3-oxo-acid CoA-transferase activity. The transcript has 12 exons. The record is from RefSeq and is a predicted model, not a curated record.
AAGAGGAUGAUUUCUUCCUAUGUGGGGGAGAAUGCAGAGUUUGAGAGACAAUACCUCGAGGGAGAACUAGAAGUGGAACUCACCCCCCAGGGGACUUUGGCUGAGAGAAUUCGGGCUGGCGGAGCAGGUAUCCCAGCAUUCUUCACUCCUACAGGGUAUGGAACACUCAUCCAGGAGGGCGGGGCACCAGUUAAAUACAAUACAGAUAAAACCGUAGAAAUCAUCAGCGAUCCAAGGGAGGUAAGGGAAUUCAAUGGAUUUAAGUACAUCAUGGAAGAAGCCAUCACAGGUGACUUUGCCCUUAUCAAGGCACACAAGGCAGACAAAGUGGGAAACCUCACCUUUAGAAAGACAGCUCGUAACUUUAACCCCCCGAUGUGUAAGGCUGGGCGAAUCACGAUAGCGGAAGUGGAGGAGAUCGUGGAAGUCGGAGAAAUUCCACCAGAGGACGUCCACGUUCCACAUGUGUACGUACAGAGAGUCAUCAAAGGACCCAGCUACGAAAAGAGGAUAGAGAGACUGACAACACGAACAGAAGGUAAAGAGGAGCCAGUGACAAAUGACAAGGCCGCGGAAAUGAGGAACCGAAUCAUAAAGCGGGCAGCUCUGGAGUUCCAUGAUGGCAUAUAUGCCAAUCUGGGUAUUGGAAUGCCGAUGUUGGCCAGUAAUUAUAUCCCACCAGGAAUGACCGUCCAUCUACAGAGUGAAAAUGGAAUCAUGGGAUUGGGUCCGUACCCAUUACCCAGUGAGGUUGACCCAGAUCUGAUCAACGCGGGCAAACAGACCGUAACCAACAUCACAGGGAGCUCUUUCUUCUCCAGUGACGAUUCCUUUGCUAUGAUUCGAGGAGGACACAUUAACUUGACCAUACUAGGGGCAUUACAAGUAUCUCGUUAUGGAGAUCUGGCCAACUGGAUGAUUCCGGGUCGGUUGGUCAAGGGAAUGGGUGGAGCUAUGGAUCUGGUAUCCAGUCACAAAACUAAGGUUAUUGUUACCAUGGAGCACCAGGACAAGAAAGGAAACAGUAAGAUAGUCAACAGCUGUGAUCUGCCCCUGACGGGUAAAAACUGUGUGGAUAUGAUCAUCACAGACAAGUGUGUGUUUGACGUGGACUCAGAGAAAGGGCUUAUUUUAACAGAGAUUGCAGAAAACGAAGAUGUCGCCAGCAUUGUUGGUGCCACCAACUGUGAAUUUGUGGUUGCUCCAGAUGUGAAAGUAAUGGGACAGAUUCAGACAUAGAUAAUGGGGAGACAACUCACUGCUGAUCUUGUCAAUGUGUGU